Dentiscutata heterogama is the source of this 406-nucleotide messenger RNA. The record is from the annotation of a GenBank genome assembly. Lineage: Eukaryota; Fungi; Glomeromycota; Glomeromycetes; Diversisporales; Gigasporaceae.
UACAAACUGUGCCGAAGCAGCACAUGCCAUGAGUAAUCGUGAAGGCAAACAACUCAAGCUAAUGACAGCAAUACUAAGAGGGCAAAAGCUAGACAUGCGCAAUUUUAAAAGAAUUAAUAUAAAAGCCAAUUACAAUGUUAAUAUAAGUGGUCAAGACAAAAGUGGUAUUGCACGAAAAAAAUUGGCUAUUAAACGAAGCACAAAACGGCAAUCUAAAGCUAAUUCUUCAACAAAAAAUAAAAAACAACGAAUAUCCAAAGUAAUCGAUUUAACUGAUGAAACAUCACAAGAAUCUCAAAGCAAUAAUAAACCCAAGGAACCUGGUAUGACGAUGAUGGAACAAUUAGAAUAUGAGGAACGCAUGUUGAUGAUUGCAGAGCGUAAAGAAAAAUUAAGAGAAUUAUGA